AUGGAAGUCCCACCAUCAGUGACCUGCCACGUGGUGGCUAUGCCCUACCCAGGUCGAGGCCAUAUCAACCCCAUCCUUAACUUCUGUAACUUGCUUCUUUCCAACGAUCCAGGCAUCCUCGUCACCGUUGUUCUUACUGAAGAAUGGCUCGGCUUAAUCGGAUCCGAAGCCCAGACCCGUAAUCUCCGGUUCUGCACUAUACCCAAUGUUAUCCCCUCCGAGAAGGAUCGCGCCGUCAACUACCUCAGCUUUUUCGAAGCUGCCAUGACAGUGAUGGAAGCGCCGUUUGAGGCGCUUCUCCAUCGGCUUGAGCCGCCGCCUUCACUCAUCAUAUAUGACACUUUUCUCUUCUGGGUUGUUGGAGUCGGAAACCGAAGGAACAUCCCUGUCGCGUCGUUUUGGCCAAUGUCUGCCUCGUUUUACUCUGUGUUUCAACACUAUCAUCUCUUAGAACAGCAUGGCCAUUAUCCCAUCAAUGCAUUAGAAGUGGGUGAUAAACGUGUGGAUUAUUUUCCUGGAAUUUCCUCUACAUGUUUGAUGGAUUUCCCUUUGAUCGACGGAAGCUUUCACGGCCGGAGAUUAUUGCAAUGGAUCUUAAAAGGUUUCUCCUGUGUUCCCAAAGCACAAAGUUUAUUAUUCUCCACAAUUUAUGAACUUGAACCUGAAGCCAUUCAUGUGUUACAAUCUGAGCUCUCUUUACCCAUUUACCCUAUUGGCCUUUUAAUACCAUAUCCAAACCUCUCUUCUUCUUCUUCAACCUCUGAAGAAACCUACCUGCAAUGGCUGGACAAACAAGCCUCUUCUUCUGUGCUGUACAUCUCACAAGGAAGCUUCCUCUCAGUUUCAAAUGCUCAGAUUGAUGAAAUCGCAGCUGGUUUACGCCUAAGCGGUGUUCGAUUCCUUUGGGUAGAACUAAAAGAGACUCGUAGACUAAGAGAGAUUUGUGGAGAUAAGGGUUUAGUUAUAGAAUGGUGUGACCAAUUGAGAGUGUUACUGCAUGAAGCUAUCGGUGGUUUCUGGUGUCACGGUGGCUGGAACUCUUUUAAAGAAGGCGUUUUUGCCGGCGUUCCUUUCCUUACUUUUCCAAUAAUGGCGGAUAACCAUUUCAACAGCAAACUGAUAGGGGAGGAUUGGAAAGUUGGGUGGAGAGUGAAGAAAGAUUUUGAUCCUCAAAGUUUGGUAAGUAGAUACGAGAUUGCUGGGUUGGUGCAGAAGUUUAUGGCUUUGGAUGAGGAAGAAGGAAAAGAAAUGAGAAAGAGAGUCAGAGAACUUCAACGUAAGUUUCAGCUUUCAAUUGGAGAAGGUGGCUCGUCUGAAACCAAUAUCAGGGCCUUUAUAGGAGAUGUAAUAAAGAUGGGUUAG
Neltuma alba is the source of this 1362-nucleotide messenger RNA. RefSeq names its product UDP-glycosyltransferase 87A1-like. NCBI's taxonomy places the organism in Eukaryota, Viridiplantae, Streptophyta, Magnoliopsida, Fabales, Fabaceae. The coding region runs from base 1 to 1362 and encodes 453 amino acids. Gene Ontology annotation, molecular function: quercetin 3-O-glucosyltransferase activity; quercetin 7-O-glucosyltransferase activity. The record is from RefSeq and is a predicted model, not a curated record. The transcript is spliced from 2 exons.